Corythoichthys intestinalis (scribbled pipefish) is the source of this 837-nucleotide messenger RNA. RefSeq names its product charged multivesicular body protein 6-like. The transcript has 7 exons. The coding region runs from base 133 to 747 and encodes 204 amino acids. Gene Ontology annotation, biological process: late endosome to vacuole transport via multivesicular body sorting pathway; vesicle budding from membrane. Gene Ontology annotation, cellular component: ESCRT III complex; multivesicular body. Lineage: Eukaryota; Metazoa; Chordata; Actinopteri; Syngnathiformes; Syngnathidae. The record is from RefSeq and is a predicted model, not a curated record.
UAGGACGUAGCAACAACCCAGCUAGCUAGCCUAGCCACACACAGGCAAGGUUUUAUCAUGGCUUAAUAGCUCGAAACUAGUCGUAUUUAGUCAGUCGAGGAGAAAAUAAUGCAGUGGGGAUGUGUCUAAAGAAUGGGAAACGUGUUUGGGGGAAAGACUCGACCCUCCCGCGUAACCGAACAAGACAAAGCCGUCUUGCAAUUGAAGCAACAGAGAGAUAAACUGAAGCAGUACCAAAAGAAGAUUACUCUGCAGCUGGACAAAGAGAGACUGCUGGCCAAGCAGCUGCUAAAAGAUGGAAAGAAAGAAAAGGCUCUGCUGCUCCUUAAGAAGAAGCGCUAUCAGGAUCAGUUGCUAGACAAGACUGAAAAUCAGAUCUCAAACCUUGAGCGCAUGGUGCAAGAUAUCGAGUUCAUGCAAAUUGAGAUGAAAGUCAUCGAGGGACUGAAAGCAGGCAAUGACUGUCUGAAAAAUAUGCACCAGAUCAUGUCAAUCGAAGAUGUAGAGCGCAUCCUUGAAGAGACCCAAGAAUCAAUUGAGUAUCAAAAGCAAAUAGAUGAAAUGCUGGCCGGCGCACUGACGCAGGAGGACGAGGAUGCUGUUUUGGCCGAGCUGGAAGCCAUUACUCAGGGAGAAGAUGUCGCGCUUCCAGAUGUUCCCACAGAAUUGCUACCAGACGUCCCGGAGACGGCCGACCAAGAAGUGGAUAGAGGACGGAAAACGAAGCGAGAGAUGUUAUCAGCAUAACAUUUUAAUAUCACAUUUCCAUAUUUCAACUGACUUGCUUUCACCAAGACUUUCAAUAAAAGAGCUUAACUACAAUGUGUGUAACUUCAU